This is a messenger RNA of Colias croceus (clouded yellow), 3226 nucleotides long. RefSeq lists its product as uncharacterized. The transcript is spliced from 3 exons. NCBI's taxonomy places the organism in Eukaryota, Metazoa, Arthropoda, Insecta, Lepidoptera, Pieridae. The coding region runs from base 17 to 3226 and encodes 1069 amino acids. The record is from RefSeq and is a predicted model, not a curated record.
UGUAACGACUAGUGAAAUGUGGAAGUGUGUGGGUUUAAUGCUCUUUAUAGGGCAAUGGAUCAUAGUAACCUCAGACCCAGUGACCAAUGAAGAUGAAAUUUCACGAUAUGCCCGAAAGGCGGGUGAUUGCUGCCCAUGUCCAGAGUCCACCUCACGACACAGUGACAUAGAACAUAGUGCUUCUGAAAAUGUGAACGUCAUGACCUGCCCUUGUAACUCACGAAAUUCUGAUUCAGACACAGCACCAUCUAUUUUGUCUCCAAGCACUGUCCAAUCUUUUACAAGACAAUCUGAACAAAAUGGAGAAUCAAAGCCAAUACUAGAACCAGAAGGUGAUCUUGCUCCGUCUAUGUUAGAAACUGUUCGCGAAGAUACUGAAGAAGAGCAUCAAGAAGCAAUAUCUCGAGAUGCAGGAAGAAGUGUAAUACAAAGCGUUGACCGCAAUGCGUUGAUUGAUGAUGAAGUUAGUCAAGCAAACGCACGCGAAAAUAUUGACAUGGAUACUGUACCGGAAGCAUCUAAUAAUCAAGAAAGAAGAUGUGUUUCUCCUUCGUCUGAUGAUUAUCGAUUAACCAACAGGGAUUCUUUGUCUAGUGUAUUAGAUAUGAAUUAUGCACCAAGUAACUUAUAUAAUAACUUACACUUACCCGAAGAACUAACUUUUCCUGUGACUCCUGUUCAAGAGCUUUCAUUUUCACCUAGUGAUAUUCAAAAUCGUUUCUUGCCACUUAAUGGAUUGAAUCCUUUUGCAAGAAGGGCAGGGCUGCCCGCACUUUAUACAAGACCAUUAUUAACUGCACAAAGUCCUAUAGAUUUAAAUAAUCUUUUGAAUUUAAGAAAUGUAGAACUUGUUCCUCCACGAAGAGUUGCAAUUGCGAGAGAACCUGAAGAGCCUGAAGAAAUUUCUUAUAAUAUUAUGAACAAUCGCAAUUUUGAACCUGCUACGGAUUCAAGCAUUAAUGUUGUAAACAAAACUCCAAAAAUUUCAAACACUAAUGAUAACUUCGAUUGUGGACCUCAUGGAAGCGAAUCUUCAAUUCCAAAUCAUUCCGGGAACUCUCUUAGAAUGACUGAUCAUUCGACGGAUCAAAAUCGAAACAUUUUCAAUAUAUUAACGUCACCAAAUCAGUCAAAUAAGGAGAAAUAUGUAAGUCCUGAUAUAUCAAUAAGGGAUAACGUAUUAAAAACAUUGGAAGACUUCAGGCAAGCCAAUACCAUGAUGCAUGAUAAUUUACGAUCUAGUUUGGACAAUGUAUUAAAACCGGAAAAUCGAGAACCUUCAAAUUAUUUUAAAGAGGACCGUUCAAGUAAUUCUUUUAAAACUAUUGCAAGCAUGGAAGAUUUACAUGACAAGAUGCUUUUUAAUAAUCACGAAGUCAUUAAAACAAUGGAUAAAUCGAAUAACAAUUUAAAUAACAUGAAUAUAAACCAAAAAAAGUGGGUAAAUGACGAGGAGAACAUGCGAACACCUACAAAAUUCGAUGACAGGAAUGGUGAUUUUGAAAGGGAUUCUUCAAAUCUGGAAACAUGUGUCAUACAUGACCGUUCAAAUAAAAGUCCGCAACAUUUUUAUACUCAAAAUAAUGAAAUGAGAACAGCAGCUAGCGAGCCCAACUACGCACAUCAAUAUUCACAUGAUAUUAAAAAUUUUCGGAAUUCUUUCAGCAAUGUAAUGUCAAACGAUCCUUUAGAGGAUAUAGAUCUUGAUAUUUUUCAGUAUCAACCUGCUUUACACGGCAUCAAUGGUUUAAAAAAUCUUCGAUUGCCUCAACUUAAUAUGAAGUCUUAUAAAGCGCAACUUCACGUACCAAAUUCAUUAAAUUUAAAACCUGUUAAACUGCAAAAGACACUAAGAAGAGGUAGUGAUAUUUUAGGUGCUACUUUAUCAAUGAAACCACACAAAACAAAAAAGGCAUUUGGAUUACUUAAUAAAAAUAUGAGAUCAUCACAAAAUGAACCCAGGUCUUUCGGAAUUCCAAAUAUUGAAGAUAUUCGAUCAUAUUUAGAAAAUAGUGCUCCCAAUAUUUUGAACUUACCUUUCAUGAACCUCGGUUCCCAUGAUGAAUGCGGAUCGGGAAAUAUAUUAGGUAGCGCAAAUGAAAAUUUGAGAUCAUUUGCUGAAAAUGCUAUAGCUAAUGUUCAGGAUACUUUAGAUAAUACGUUCAGAGAAGGUAACAUUAGAGAUAACCCUCUUAUAGGAGAUACAAUUUUAAACCCUAGUGAUGUUAUUGAAACAAUCACUGAAGCACGUGAGGACGCUAAUGAUAAAUUACGUAAUUUUCAAUUAGAUUUGAAUGACAGACUGCAGAGAAUUCAUCAAAGUUUAAUUAGUCAAUCAAGAAUUCCAUCACCAUCAAUCUUACAACACCGUGAAAGUAAACCAUAUACUUCCCGCCUCGAACAAGGUAAAAUUAAAUAUAAUCCCAAUAAAAUGUUAUCAAAUUCUAAGGACAAUAAAUAUGCUUCUACAUUUAGAUCAGUUACUACUUCACAAAAUAGUCCAACUUUUUCAUCAAUAAGUUCAACUUCUCCAAUUAGUCGCCGUACAUCAACUAAAUCUUUAUCUGCAAAUAAAGGCAAUAACUUUGCGCAACUUGGUCAAAAAUUAGACUCAAAACGACCGCUUUCUUUACACGAAAGAUUGAAUUUAGCUAAAGAAAGCAAAGACAUCAUUUCAUUCACUACGAAGAAACCACCAAUACGAGAAUCGUUGCAAAAAAUUAAACCUUUGUCUGCUCGAAACCCUACAACAGCACUGAAAAAAGAAAACCAACCGGCUCAAUCAAGAAGAGUUUCACCUCAAAUGAGAGCAUCACCGAGAAAACAAAUAGGCAGGGAGCCAAAGACAUCACCUAGUGAAGUUAUAUACACAAAAAUUCCUUCUACAAGUAGAAUGUCACCAAAAGAGUCCUUGUGUGAAGAAAAUAAUGAACAAACAUUAGGCGAAUCGUUACAAGUUAAAAGUUCAAGACCGGCUGUAGAGCCAAGACCAAGAAGUUCGGGAAGGAAUUCCAUCUUGCCAAAUAUUGCUGAAAAUACAUUCUUAUCCAAAGUAAAAGAAGCUGUGGCGCCGAAACAUUUGGAACGUGCGGUUUCAAGGAACAGUAAUAAUGAUACACCUUCCAACUAUGAUAUAGCUCUUUCUGCUUCAGAAAUAAAAGGAAAAAGUAUCGAACCAUCCACAGACAUAUCUUUUAAUUGCAAAAUGGUAUGUUCAAAAUCUUGA